This is a messenger RNA of Equus caballus (horse), 4047 nucleotides long. The record is from RefSeq and is a predicted model, not a curated record. Lineage: Eukaryota; Metazoa; Chordata; Mammalia; Perissodactyla; Equidae.
UUACAUUCUACUGGAGAGAGAACUAAAAUGAGCUCGCACAUAAAUAGUGUGGUGAGCUAUAAGGUAAUAUAUGGUAUGGAAAAAAUAGAACAGGUUAAAAGAAGAUGAGGAGAGGCUAGAGGGGGAGGUUGCAACUUUUAGAUAGGAUUUUCAGAGUAGCCUUCUUUUAAAAAGUUACAUUGAGCAAAGAUUUGAAGGGGGUAAUAGGGUGAAAUAUGCAGUUUUCUGGGGUAAGCGCUGCUAACCUGGGAAAAGCUGAAUAUUUAGGAGAAAAGCUGUCCAGGAAAAGGAAACAUAACAACAACAAGCCUCCUUAGUAGCAAGGCUGGCAUGUUCGAGAAACACCAUCAAGGCCAGGAGUCAUAUGAUAAAGGAGGAGAGUUAAGGUGGGAGGGGACAGGAAUGACAGAUUGUGAGGAUUUGGCUUUUAUGUAAGAUGAGAUCCAGAUCUCUUGGAGGAUUUUGAGAAAAAGAAUGACAUUAUUUGACUUAUAUUUUAAAAGCAUCACUGAGACUCUUCUUUGAAGAAUAGACUUUAGGGAAAGGAAAGUGGAAGGAGGGGAGAAAGGCCAGUGGCUUGAACCAGAAUAGCUUUAAUGGAUGUGGUGAGAAGUGAUCAGAUUCUUUUGGAAGGUAGAAUUCAAUGAAGGGCAUGAGAGAAAGAGAACAGUCAAGGAUGACUCCAAGACUUUUGAACUGAGUGGCCGGAAGGUUGAAGCUACCAUCAGUUGAGAUGGGAGAGUCUUCAGGUGGAACAAAUUUGAAGGGUGUAAAAGACUAUGGUUGACCUCAUGGAGAAAAAAAAGUCAUGUUUGCCCUCAAGUAGCUUACAGUUUAGAAGAAGAUAAAGCACAAUUCUGGUAAACUUGGAGCUUUGCAGAACAGAGAAGAUGGAGGCAAAGAGGAAGAGAAAAGCACCAAAAGGAGAAAAAGCCAGUAAAGGAAGCUGGAGAGAAGAAUGAAAAUUUGAAAGAGGAGGAACCAAUACUCUUAAAAUAUUUUGUAAGUAUUCAACAGCAAAAGAUUAAAAUUACUCAAAGUCUCACUUAUCCCUCCUCUCCUCGUCUUACAUCUGCAGCCCCCACCAUCCAUCUCCCUCUCCCCAAGCCUUUCUGAUACAGGACAUUUCAUGAAAGUCAUGAUGGUUUUGAACAUGUUCUUUCAAUAUAUGUAUUAGAACUGUUGUUCAUUACUUGGGUUCCUCUAAUCAGACAAGAACUGCUUCUAACUGCUUUAUCAUUACUAGCAGUGAAAUUUCCCUUCUUGCGAGGGACUGUCUGAGAGAAUGACCCAGGAAGAGAAUCAAGAUUUGAACCCACCUCUUACUAUUAUCCUCAGGAUGGAGGUACCUUGUCCUUGGACUUCUUAAGAUCAUUUUCUUUCUUGCUCAUAUUUAUAUUUUGUUUGUUAUUAUUUCUUUUCACCUGCAUAUCCUUGGUAUUAUUUGAAAACUUUUGUUUGGCUUUAGCUGUUUUCUUGAAUAUAAAUGUAGCUGAUAGAAUUGCAAAUGGUACUUUGCUCAAGAGUGAUGGCAAAGAAAGCCUAGUUCCUUCUUUUUACUACAAGUUUGCCUUCUAAGGAGAGGCUACACUGAGGUGAAGAUAGCAUUAUUUAUGCUGGCAAAUGUUGCGUGCUUGUUCUGAUAUUUCAUUUUUUUCUACUUCCUGAUAUAAUAAUAAAUCUCUUUUUUCUUUCAUCCAGUCAGCUUAGAAGGGGAAGGUAGGAGGCAACUACAUCCAACAAUGGCAUUUCUUCUUUUGGAGAUUUGUUUUAAUAAUUACCCAGGCUUUGAUGUCUGUGUUUCCAUAUUUGUUGUCAUUCCUUGAUGCUAGAGAUGAUUUCUCUUUGAACCUUUCAUCCUCGUUACUUUACUUCCCAGAGGCAAAGGACACGCUCUGUGCCUGAGUGCCUUAUGAAACACCUGGGUUUGUCUGACCCAUCCCUCCACAGGUUGCAGCACCCAGGACACUAUGAAAAUGAAGUUAUCACUGACUGGAAGUCAGCAGUACUCUGCUGGACUCAGAUGAAGUUAAACCAACAUGGAAGCCCAAAGGCCAGGCUGGAGAAUGUCAUCUCUGAACCUCCUUGAAUUCAGCAUUUUGUUCGUGAAUGCCCAAGAAAAUAGCCAGGCAAAGGAAAAACCUGGGCAGAGAAUUGGAAGAACUUCUCCAGCCACAUUCUAAGGACAGAGAGAGAGAGGCUGUCUCAUAUACAUUUCUUCCAUCUAUCACAGCACGCUGCAACUGAACUGGUACAUAAUGAUGAGGUGGAGUUUGUCCGAACUGGCUACGGGAAGGAUAUGAUAAAACUUCUCCAUAUUCAGCGAGAUGGAAAAUAUCACAGCAUUAAAGAGGUGGCAGCUUCAGUGCAACUUACUCUGAGCUCCAAAAAAGAGUAUCUCCAUGGGGAUAACUCAGACAUCAUCCCUACAGACACCAUCAAGAACACAGUUCACGUCUUGGCAAAGUUCAAGGGGAUCAAAAGCAUAGAAGCCUUUGCUAUGAGUAUCUGUGAGCACUUCCUUUCUUCUUUUAACCAUGUCAUCCGAGCUCAAGUCUACAUGGAAGAAGUCUCUUGGAAGCGUUUUGAAAAGAAUGGAGUUAAGCAUGUCCACGCAUUUAUUCACACCCCCACGGGAACGCACUUCUGUGAGGUUGAACAGAUGAAGAAUGGACCUCCAGUCAUUCAUUCUGGAAUCAAAGACCUCAAGGUCUUGAAAACGACCCAGUCUGGAUUUGAAGGGUUCAUCAAGGACCAGUUCACCACUCUCCCUGAGGUGAAGGACCGGUGCUUUGCCACCCAAGUGUACUGCAAGUGGCGCUACCACCAGUGCAGAGACGUGGACUUUGACGCUACCUGGGACACUGUUCGGGACAUUGUCCUAGAGAAAUUUGCUGGACCCUAUGACAAAGGCAAGUACUCACCCUCCGUCCAGAAGACCCUCUAUGACAUCCAGGUGCUCUCCCUGAGCCGGGUUCCUGAGAUAGAAGAUAUGGAAAUCAGCCUGCCAAACAUUCACUACUUUAACAUAGACAUGUCCAAAAUGGGACUGAUCAACAAGGAUGAGGUCUUGCUACCAUUAGAUCAUCCAUAUGGCAGAAUUACCGGUACGGUCAAGAGGAAGCUGACUUCGAGGCUGUGACAUGGUAGCCACCAAUGGGAGUCCACUCUCAGCUGAGGAACUCUUUAAGCCACUUGUGAUGCUGGCAGUCAUAGUGGGUAGCCAUGCAAAUUUUCAACCUAGUAUGUUGAUUGAUAGCGUUCAUUUUCCUCCUGUCUGAAAGAAUUCUUCCACGCCUAGCUCAGCAAGGUGUUUUGUGAUUAGUAAUUAUGACAUGCUCUGUGGAUACAGUUUACUGCACAAAUGCUGAGCAGUAUUAGAACAAUCAUAAAUCAGUAUUUCUUUUUAGUUAUUUUGUGCCUUCCUAUCUUAGAGAAGCUUUAGAAUCAAUUCACUAAGAAAAUACUCAUGAAUUAAUGGAGGUAUCGUAUCAAUUAAUUUGUGCACAAGUUUAAGAAGUAAGCGUUGUUUUCAUCCUGCUGAUGCUAAAACGUUCCUUCUGGGUAAUGUAGAAAAUGUAAUGACAAAAUCAUAUUUUGACAAAUGUCACCAUUGUGAUGUCAGUUGUAUUGAAUAUUUGAAUAUUCAAGAAUGCUCUAGCUUAUAUAUCAUUGAGAGUUUAUUUCUCCUCUAAAAGUACUUUUGUAAUCUUAAUAUGUUGGUUUUACGCCUUUUACAGCCCUUAGAGAAUAUUUGGUACACAUUGGGGGCACUGAGAAAAAGUGUAAAUUGUUUUUCUUUGAAUAAUGCAUCGCUCUGGCGCAAACAGCCACGUUUAAUAAAUGCUAAAUCAGUACACAAAUGGAUGACUAUACAUAUAGAAAGAAGACUAGAUAUGUGAAAAUAUCAGCAAUGAUGAUUUCUAGAUGGUGGGGAUUAUGAAUGAUUUUUAUUUUUUGCCAUGUAAUUUUCUGAAUCUUCCAAACAUGAAAAUUUAUUACUUUUAUAAUCAGAGAAAUAAAUAUAAUUGAUGAUUUAAAGAUGCA